UUUUUUUUUCAAUUAUAAGAUUAAAGAUAAUAUUUUAUUUAUUUUUCACAUCAUUAAAUGUUUGUUCUCUUUUUGUUUAGUAAAAAUCGAAAAUCUGAAGCAAAACAAACGGCACACACAGUGAGCUUCGAAUCGUUUGCGUGAGCUGAAUCAGGAUAAAGGUUAAUCCCUCUUUGAAGGCCUGGGCUGAAGAUCUUGCUACGUUAAGUUCUGUGUAUUACGGUGGAUUUGUAAGUGAUAUGAAAUCAAAUUAGGAGAAGGUGAAGACCGGAAAACUUGCUGCUACCACUCUAUGCCUUAUCGCAUUUUUAUUUGGUGAUUUAGAUGGAUGUUACUUCUCUGGGUCCAAAUAGCAACACUCAAACCGACCAACACCCUUUGCUGAUGGAGCAGCCAGAAAUCCGUAAUGGUCAUCAGCACAUAAUUGACAUUACAAGGAAUGGUGAAGCUAUAACCACAUCAUCACACAAUGAUCAACACUCUGAAAUGCAUUUAGCACAGAAUGAAGAUCAACCAACUGGGGACACACAAGAUUCCACUCAUCAAACGUCUUCAUCUUCUGCAUCCAGAUUAAACUCUAGAAAUUCUGCUUCGUUGAGACGAGGUGAGGGGUAUGGUCAUCGUGGAAGAAGUCCAUUGAAUUCUGGACUGUGGAUUUCUGUUGAGCUUGUUGUCACUGUAAGUCAGAUCAUAGCAUCUAUCAUCAUUUUGUCAUUGUCCAGGAAUGAACAUCCACAGGCCCCGUUAUUUGCAUGGAUUGUGGGUUAUGCAUCUGGUUGUGUUGCCACACUUCCCAUUCUCUACUGGCGUUUUCGAAACCGUAAUCAAAGCAAUGAACAAGAUGCCUCUCAACUAUCUCAAGGAUCUUCUGGAAACAAUCCUCCAGAUCGAACUUAUACUGCCAUCUACGUUUCUCAUGUCUCAGAUGAGGAGAAUGGUCAUGCUGCACAAUCUGCCACAAGAAACACUAUAAUUCCUGGAGCCUUUACUUCUAGGCUUAAUGGAUUAGUAGACCAUUUCAAGAUGGCCUUGGAUUGCUUCUUUGCUGUAUGGUUUGUAGUAGGAAAUGUUUGGAUCUUUGGAGGUCACACUUCUGCUUCCGAUGCUCCACAAUUGUAUAGGUUAUGUAUUGUGUUUCUUACCUUUAGCUGUAUUGGAUAUGCAAUGCCAUUUAUACUUUGUGCAACAAUUUGUUGCUGCCUACCUUGUAUAAUUUCUGUUUUGGGCAUUCGGGAGGAUUUUUCUCAAAAUAGAGGAGCAACAGCAGAAUCAAUUAAUGCUCUACCAAUCUUCAAAUUCAAAAUGAAGGACAGUGAAAAUGGUGAUGAUCAGGAUGUCAAUGCAGCUAUAGAUGAAGGUGGAAUUUUGGCUGCAGGGACAGAAAAAGAGCGAGUAAUAUCAGGAGAAGACGCGGUUUGUUGCAUUUGCUUAGCAAAAUAUGCAGAUAAUGACGAGCUUAGAGAGUUACCAUGCUCUCACGUUUUUCAUGUAGCGUGUGUGGACAAAUGGUUAAAGAUAAAUGCUUCAUGCCCUCUUUGUAAAAGUGAAGUUGGCACAAGUAAUGGAGGGUCACCUUCAGUUUGGGAUUCCAGUACACAUUAAGGGAGAAUGGUUACCAACAUAACCUUAGUUUCUCUUUGCCGAAGGCACAUAUCCUCCAUGAAGUUGCACCUUUUCAAAUUCACAUCAUCAAACCUUUUGGAUUCUGCUUUAAAGGUGAGAUCCAAAGAGAACAUAAGUAAUACCUUGAAGCAUAUGUUGUGAUGUUGCGAGCUAGUGAAAGGUUUUUCUCCCCUGUCGGCUUUUCCCACGACAUCUGCAACGGUUUUACAUACACGCCAAGUAUUGUUUGUAGAAAAUACGUUGUUUCAAAUCUUUCUUCGUUUAUCAGUUCUCCAUCUGUAUAUAUAACAAAAUUUAGUAAAAAUGUUGAUUUUUUUAAUAUAAAACUGUAACAUACUACCUGCUUCAACUAGCUUUACUUAAA
Molecule: messenger RNA, 1987 nt
Organism: Cajanus cajan (pigeon pea)
Lineage: Eukaryota; Viridiplantae; Streptophyta; Magnoliopsida; Fabales; Fabaceae
Product: RING/U-box superfamily protein
Molecular function (GO): zinc ion binding
Source: RefSeq, a predicted model, not a curated record